AUUGAAGCUCACCGCGCGGUGGCACCGUGCGUCAGCCCCCUCCGUGCGCAUCACCGUCUGCGAUCCGCUGCUCAUAUGAUGCUCGAGAUCUUUAGAGCUUCAUACCGACGGGCCGGUUCCUUCGCGACAUACACCGAUCACAAUUUUUCUUUUACGCAUUCUGUUUCCAACACGCACCGGGAAGCUUUGGGCACAGCAUGGUUCGUUUGGACCAAACGGCACCGUGGCGCGGUAAAACGGGAUUUGGAAAGUUACUUAUGCCGAUUGAAGCUUGUUCUGCGUCUGAGCGGACUCUGUGAACGACACGCGUAUUGGGGAUAACGACGCGCAGAGCGAGACAGGAAGAAAAUAACUUUUAGUUGAUUGGAUUGAAAGAAAGACGUGAAUUUGUACAUGAAAGCGAAUGAGUGAAUGUGACUAUAGACGACUAUUUAUCAACAGAUCUUCAAAUAACCCUGCUUGCGUUCUGGAUUGGAAAUAUAUUUAAUUACUAGUAAAACAUUUGUUGAACGAAAACGCCGGUAACUGCUGUAGAACUGAGGCAGUGGAUGUAAAAACAAAAGGUCUGUUUUAUCACCGAGAAAACGAAAUCUGUGCCAAGGAGUCGGUGCGUCCAGUUUCUCUUUCUCAAAGUUUUUUUUUUCUUCAAACUCAGACUUACAAGGGAGUUUACCAAUAUUAAAGUCUUCAAUAAAAGGUGUCGGACGAAGGUUCAUUGUUUAACUGUGUCGGCACAAACCUCUCUAAAUCGCGCAAAGGCAAACCGCAAACGCUCGAGAAAAUUACGCACCGUCCAGCGCGCACAACCUUGGCAGGGCUGUGGAGAAGCAACAUGUACCCGGCGUGCCGGACAAACCUGUUCAAUAUCUUUCCAUCUGCUCGUCUGGCAAUGUUUGGGAAUUCGGAGAAACCGAGAUGGAGACCCUGUUGGAUUGUAAUUUUGCUGUCGGUGGUCCUUCAUCUGGCAUCAGCGCAAGAUGAUGUUCCACCUUACUUCAAGACAGAACCGGUACCGAGUCAAUUGCACCUGGAGAGAAAUCGGUUAGUUUUGACAUGCAUGGCCGAGGGGAGCUGGCCGCUGGAAUUUAAAUGGAUCCACAAUGACACGGAGAUCACACGGUUCUCGCUGGAAUACAGGUACUUGAUACCAUCUUUGGACAGAUCGCAUGCGGGCUUCUAUCGGUGUAUUGUGAGAAACCGAGUCGGAGCUUUGUUGCAGAGGAGAACCGAAGUACAAGUGGCAUAUAUGGGAAGUUUUGAGGAAGGUGAACGGACCCAGGCCGUAUCGCAGGGCGAGGGUGCCGUUAUUCCAGCACCACACAUACGCUGUUUCCCCCAGCCACAGGUGACGUGGUUCAGAGAUGGGCGCAAAAUCCCUCCUAGCAGUCGAAUAGCUAUCACCUUGGAUAACACACUGGUUAUCCUGUCCACCGUGGCCCCAGAUGCUGGGAGAUACUACGUACAGGCCGUCAAUGAUAAGAACGGGGAAAACAAGACGGGCCAGCCCAUAACGCUUUCUGUGGAAAAUGUCGGUGGUCCUGCAGAUCCCAUUGCUCCCACUAUUGUCAUCCCACCCAGAAACACCAGCGUCAUUUCUGGAACGUCUGAGGUCACCAUGGAGUGUGUGGCCAAUGCCAGGCCCUUAAUAAAACUGAGCAUCAGUUGGAAGAAAGAUGGUCUUCUGGUGAGAAGCGGGCUGAGUGAUUUUAACCGCAGACUGACCGUGUUGAGUCCGGUGGUCAGCGACUCUGGUUUUUAUGAGUGUGAAGCUGUUCUCCGUAGCAGCAGUGUUCCCUCUGUCAGCGCUGGAGCGUACCUGCAUGUGCUCGAACCACCACAGUUUGUGAAGGAACCGGAGAAACACAUCACAGCAGAGAUGGAGAAAGUUGUGGACAUACCCUGCCAGGCCAGAGGUGUCCCUCAGCCUGAUAUUGUAUGGUAUAAAGACGCAGUACCCAUAAGCCCUGUUAAAACCCCACGCUAUCGAGUGCUAGCAGGAGGCAGUUUGCAGGUAAACGGCCUUCUUCCUGACGACACAGGAAUGUUCCAGUGCUUCGCUCGCAACCAGGCCGGAGAGGUUCAGACCAACACGUACCUUGCUGUUACGAGUAUCGCCCCGAACAUCACAGCAGGCCCUUCUGACAGCACAGUGAUUGACGGCAUGUCAGUUAUCCUGCAUUGCGAGACCUCAGGAGCCCCCCGUCCAGCCAUCACCUGGCAGAAAGGAGAGCGCGUCCUUGCGAGCGGCUCAGUCCAGCUUCCGCGGUUCACUCUUCUGGAGUCAGGAAGUUUACUCAUCAGCCCCGCCCACUUGACGGACGCCGGUACCUACACCUGCAUGGCCAGCAACUCCCGGGGCAUAGACGAAGCCUCGGCUGACCUCGUGGUCUGGGCACGUACACGCAUCACGAAUCCUCCUCAGGACCAGAGUGUGAUCAAGGGAACGAAAGCCACCAUGACUUGCGGUGUGACGCAUGACCCAAGCGUUUCGGUCAGGUUUGUUUGGGAGAAGGAGGGUCAGGUGAUCUUCCCUCAGUCUCUGCCUCGACUGCGUCUGGAUAUUAACGGGACGCUGCACAUCUCUCAGACCUGGUCGGGUGACAUCGGCACAUACACCUGCAGAGUGACAUCAGUGGGUGGCAACGACUCCCGCAGCGCGCACCUACGCGUGAGGCAGCUACCUCACGCCCCUGAGAACCCCACAGCGUCGUUGAGCACCACAGAGAAGAGAGCCAUUAACCUGACAUGGGCCAAACCCUUCGACGGGAACAGCCCUCUCAUCCGCUACAUUCUGGAAGUGUCUGAAAACAAUGCUCCUUGGACAGUUCUGUUGGCCAACAUUGAACCAGAGUCCGCCGCCGUGACCGUCAACGGCCUGAUCCCGGCACGCUCCUAUCAGUUCCGCCUGUGUGCUGUCAACGAUGUUGGCAAGGGCCAAUUCAGCAAAGAGACUGACCGCGUGUCUCUUCCGGAGGAGCCGCCCAGCGCGCCCCCUCAGAACGUUAUAGCUAGCGGCCGCACCAACCAGUCCAUCAUGAUUCAAUGGCAGCCUCCACCAGAAAGCCAUCAGAACGGCAUCCUAAGAGGAUACAUCAUCCGGUAUCGUCUGACUGGCCUUCCUGUGGAUAUCCAGUAUAAAAAUAUCUCCAACCCCGAGGUCACAAACCUGCUGUUGGAGGAUCUCAUCAUCUGGACUAACUACGAGAUUGAGGUGGCAGCUUAUAAUGGAGCUGGGCUGGGUGUUUACUGUCAUAAGGUUACAGAGUGGACACUUCAGGGAGUACCCACCAUCGCUCCAGGCAAUGUGCAGGCAGAGCCCGUCAACUCCACCACAAUCCGUUUCACCUGGACAGCACCGAACCCGCAGUUCAUCAACGGUAUCAACCAGGGUUACAAGCUGUUGGCAUGGGAGCCGGGCAAAGAGGAUGAGAUGACGAUAGUAACAGUACGGCCAAACUUCCAGGACACCGUUCACGUGGGCCAUGUUGCGGGUUUGAAGAAAUUCUCAGAGUACUUCACCUCCGUGCUCUGUUUUACCACACCGGGAGACGGACCUCGCAGCCCACCACGACGAACACGCACACAUGAAGACACCCCUGGUGCUGUGGGUCACCUGAGCUUCACUGAAAUCCUGGACACUUCUCUUAAAGUGAGUUGGAGAGAACCAAAUGAGAAGAAUGGUCUUUUGACUGGGUAUCGUAUCUCAUGGGAGGAGUAUAACCGCACUAAUACACGGGUCACACACUACUUGCCUAAUGUUACCCUAGAGUACAGAGUUACUGGAUUGACAGCCCUCACCACGUACACCAUAGAGGUGGCUGGGAUGACCUCUAAGGGUCAAGGUCAGCUGUCAUCUUCAACCAUCUCAUCAGGUGUACCGCCAGAACUUCCCGGUCCCCCCACAAACCUGGCCAUCUCAAACAUCGGCCCUCGAUCUGUAACCCUGCAGUUCAAGCCAGGCUAUGACGGCAAGACCUCAAUUUCUCGCUGGCAGGUGGAGGCCCAGGUCGGUCUAGUGGGAGAGAAUGAAGAUUGGCUGAUGGUCCAUCAGCUGGCCAAUGAGCCUGAUGCUCGCUCUCUGGAGGUCUCUGGACUCAACCCAUAUACCUUUUAUAGGUUUCGCAUGCGUCAGGUCAACAUAGUUGGCACCAGCCCCCCCAGUCAGCCUUCCAGAAAGAUCCAAACCUUGCAGGCCCCUCCUGACAUGGCACCUGCUAAUGUUACCCUGCGAACGGCCAGCGAGACCAGCCUUUGGCUCAGAUGGGUGCCUCUGCCAGAAUGGGAGUACAAUGGGAACCCUGAUUCAGUGGGUUACCGUGUGCAGUACAGCAGGACUGGAGCUCAAUCCAAAGCCCUGCUGCAUGUCAUUGCUGACCGACUGGAGAGAGAGUUUACCAUCGAAGACCUGGAGGAGUGGACCGAGUAUGAGGUCAGGGUUCAGGCCAUCAACGGCAUUGGAGCGGGACCCUGGAGUCAGCCUGUCCGCGGCAGAACCCGCGAGUCUGUCCCCUCCUGUGGCCCCACCAAUGUCUCUGCAUUUGCCACCACCUCCAGCAGCAUCCUGGUUCGGUGGUUUGAAGUUCCCGAACCGGACCGGAAUGGACUCAUCCUGGGCUAUAAGGUGGUGUAUAAAGAGAAGGACUCAGAUGCUCCUCUUCAGUUCUGGAUGGUGGAAGGAAACGGCAGUCAUAGUGUUCAGCUGACCGGAUUGGGAAAGUACGUUCUGUAUGAGAUCCAGGUUCUCGCCUUCACUCGUAUCGGAGACGGUCGUCCCAGUUCCCCUCCGAUCCUGGAGCGAACCCUAGAUGAUGUGCCCGGGUCACCUGUGGUCAUUUUGUUUCCUGAAGUGAGGACGACCUCGGUGCGACUUAUCUGGCAACCCCCCUCUCAGCCCAACGGCAUUAUACUGGCCUAUCAGAUCACUUACCGCCUGAACUCCACCAAUAGCAACACGGCCACAUUUGACGUGCUGAACUCCAGCGCUCGGCAGUACACGGUCACCGGACUGAGACCGGAAUCCGUCUACGUGUUUCGCAUCAGAGCGCAGACACGCAAAGGCUGGGGAGAAGCGGCGGAGGCUUUGGUGGUCACCACAGAGAAGAGAGCCCGACCACAGCCCACCAGCCGUCCCACAGUGCCGCAGGAGAACGUACUGGCUCGCAGUGUGCUGCUGUCGUGGGAACCGGGCAGUGACGGUUUAUCGCCGGUACGGUACUACACAGUUCAAGUCAGAGAGCUGCCCCAGAAGAACUGGACCGUUCAUUCUGCAUCCGUUAGCCACGAGUCCAGUUCUUACAUCGUGGACAGACUGAAGCCUUUUACUUCAUAUCAGUUCAGAGUAAAAGCUACUAAUGAUAUUGGAGACAGUGACUACAGCGAUGAAAGCGAAGCCAUCACUACACUACAGGAUGCACCAGACGAAGCUCCAACCAUCCUCACCGUCACACCACACACGACAACCUCCGUUCUGAUUUGCUGGCAGCCGCCUCCUGAGGAGAAGAUUAACGGGAUCCUGCUUGGUUUCCGUAUCCGGUACCGGGAGCUCCUUUACGACCGACUCCGGAGUUUCAGUGUCCACACCAUCAACAGUGUUUCAGCUGGCUGGGCAGAUCUCACCUCUCCUUACAGCAUGCGAAACAUCAGCGACUCCUCCCUCACUCAGUAUGAGCUGAACAACCUUAUGAAACACAAGCGCUAUGAAAUCCGAAUGAGUGUGUAUAACGCUGUAGGUGAAGGUCCCACCAGCUCACCGCAGGAAGUCUUUGUGGGAGAAGCGGUUCCCACCGCCCCUCCUCAAAAUGUGGUCAUCCAAUUGGCUACUGCAACGCAGUUUGAUGUGACUUGGGACCCGCCUCCACUGGAGACCCAGAAUGGCGAUAUUCAGGGUUAUAAGAUCUUCUUUUGGGAAUAUAAGCGAAAAAAUGAGACUGAGAAACUUCGCACUCUCUUCCUUCCUGAGGGAGGGGUAAAGCUGAAGAAUCUAACAGGCUACACCACCUACAUGAUCAGCGUUGCUGCUUUCAACGCAGCUGGGGACGGACCUCGCAGCCCGCCGACCAGAGGAAGAACGCAACAAGCUGCUCCCAGUGCUCCCAGUUUCAUCCAUUUCAGUGAGCUCACCACCACCUCCGUAAAUGUCUCCUGGGGCGAGCCGGUCUUUCCUAAUGGCAUCAUCGAAGGCUACAGACUCAUCUACGAGCCCUGCAUGCCUGUUGAUGAGUCCUCAGUGGCCUGUGUCGACUGUCUUCACUCCCCCUCCCCCCCAGGCGUCAGUAAAAUCGUGACGGUGGACGUGAAGGGAAACGCACCCCUGUGGCUGAAAAUCAAAGACCUGGCUGAAGGCGUCACGUACAACUUCCGCAUCCGUGCCAAAACCUUCACUUACGGCCCAGAGGUGGAGGCCAACAUCACCACAGGACCUGGAGAAGGAGCCCCGGGCCCUCCUGGUGAACCCUUUAUCUCUCGAUAUGGCUCCGCCAUCACCAUCCACUGGGCCAAUGGGGAUCCCGGACGAGCACCUAUCACACGCUACGUUAUAGAGGCCAGACCCUCAGAUGAAGGCUUAUGGGACAUCUUAAUCAAGGACAUCCCCAAAGAAGUGACAUCAUACACCUUUAACAUGGAUAUCUUGAAACAGGGAGUCAGCUAUGACUUCCGGGUCAUCGGCGUGAAUGAUUAUGGAUACGGUUCUCCGAGUCAGCCCUCGCCAUCUAUAUCAGCUCAAAAGGUGGCUCCAUUCUAUGAGGAAUGGUGGUUUUUGGUGGUGGUGGCUCUGGUUGGCCUGAUUUUCAUCCUGCUUCUAGUUUUCAUCCUCAUCAUCAGAGGCCAAAGCAAGAAAUAUGCCAAGAAAUCAGAUUCUGGCAACAACUCCAACUGCAAUGCCCUAGCACACGGAGAGAUGGUCAGCCUGGACGAGAGCCGCUUCCCUGCCUUGGAAUUAAACAAUCGACGACUGUCCGUCAAAAAUUCUUUCUGCCGCAAAAAUGGCGUUUAUACCAGGUCUCCUCCUCGACCCAGCCCAGGUAGCCUUCACUACUCGGAUGAGGAUGUCAGCACCAAGUACAAUGACCUGAUCCCAGCGGAGAGCAGCAGUCUCACAGAGAAACCAUCUGAGAUGUCAGAUUCACAGGAGGCGCUUGUUUUCUCCUUUAAGACUGGGGGCCUUCAAACUCUUCCAACUCAAUGGGGCAGUGACAGCGAGUAUGAAGUGGACCCUAACCGACAGAAGACCCAUUCAUUCGUCAACCACUACAUCAGCGAUCCCACCUACUACAACUCCUGGCGCAGACAGCAGAAGGGCAUCUCACGAGCGCAGGCCUACAACUACACCGAAUCGGAGUCCGGAGAACCCGAACACACCGCCCCUCCACCACCUCUGCCCCCACUGCCUCCGUUCCCACCGCAGCUCAGCUCACCAACCCCUCAAAGUCAACCCCAAACUGGCAGUCUCUUCAGACCAAAGGGCAGCCGGACUCCCACACCUUCCCAGCAGAGCUCCAACCCACCCAGUCAGCACGGCACACUUUAUCGGCCCCCCAGCAGCUUGGCUCCGGGAUCCCGAGGCCAAAUCGCUGGCUUCUCCUCUUUUGUUUGAAUCAAAAUAACAAAGGCGGGAAUAUAUCUUACUUUCCCUACGGAAGAACGACGCCAAACGUCAGCCAUCGAUCUGUUGUGCUUUAUUUCUCAUUGCAAGCCGGUUAUUAUUAUUAUGUUUUGUGCUCUGAACAAAUUUAUUGUUUAUUUUUGCUUUAGUUUCUCUGCUCGCGUGUGGUUUGGCUUCUUACAAUGAAAGACAAUCAAUUGGACAGUUUUGCUUUUUGGUGCUGCUUGUGCAAACUGCAUGACUUGAUUUUAUUUUUGGUUUGUCUCUUAUUUCAUACUUUGUUUCGUUGCAUUUUGUACAAGAGUGCAACGCCAUGCGGUAUGUUACAAUGCUGGACAAAAGCACCAACACAUGAAGGAUAAAUAAAAAAUAAGCCGAAAAAAUCUCGACUGCCGGGGUGGCUAACGUCAGUGCUUGGAGAUUUUUACAGUGGUAUUUUUGUUCUCGAACAAGUGACAAAGUACCGCAGUGAUUAUGAGAGCUUACAAAGGUCAUCCUGAUCUAAGACUUAAAGACUACGCUCUGAUAAAGACCUGUUUGCACUUAGCACAUCGAGUUGGCCACAGGUCGAUGAAAAAAGGCCAAAGGCCACAUGAAGUGUUUCACCCUGAUGUGUGUUUUGAAUGUUUUUCGCAGGUGAAAUAUAGGUUGUGUUUGUAAAGUCGAGGUUAGGAGCACGAAUAUAUUUUCCCACAUGAAGCUGACAGAUCAAAGGCCAAAUAUGAAAGACUACAAGGUCUCAUUGACUAUUAUACUAUUAUACUAUUACUCUGAAUUAAGCAUUCAGAGUCAUCAGUGUUAGCGACAGGUUUGUGUGUGUGUGACUGUGGGUGACUGGGUUUGUAUGAAGAGGGCGUGGUCAUUUGUUGCUCCUUUUGAUUUGACUCUAUGAUGUCAUCCUGAGCAUCAGGUUGUACUUCCCCCUUAAAAACGGUAACAUCGUACGUAAACAUCAAAAGACACCCAUGAAUAAAGAAGAGCUCUUUUUCACAGCUGAACCGGACAUUAAAGCGUAAAUUAAAGGGAUUCGGUUUUCAACUGUAUCACACACACAUACACACUGCCAGUGAUGUCAUUUUUACUGAUAUUAUCAUAUGGUUUCUGUGAUGAUCUGGCAAGACGGGACAAACAGAUAAAAGUUUUUGAAGAUCGCGCAACCAAGCGAAUCUAUUGUGUACUUCGACCAUAUGGAUUAUUUACCACUUUGCUUUGAAGAAGCCAUUUAAAGAUACAGAAGAAAAUGGACUAAGAGACCCAACAGUGAACUACAUGGCACUUGCACAGCUUAUUUUUGUGGUUUAAUGAUGUUGUUUGCUUCUUUUCUGUGAAGUGAUUUUACUGGAUGUAUAAACAAGGUCAAUCACACGCUCAGUCUGCCUGAACACAGUAUAUACCCAAAUAAAUGGUUUUCUGCAAAAGCUAUUGGUUUGAACAUUGAUAAAUGGUCAUUUGGCCUUCUGAAAUGGAAACUUUACAUGGUAAAAGGUAAUAAUGUCUAAGGGUGUAUGUCCACCAGUGCUUUUAAACGCCAGGCAAAUGCCGACUGGGGGCACUUGGCAGCGUUUCUUCAUGCUGUGAUACUUCUGUUUUUAUCAGUCAUUGUAUGAUGCACCAGUGUGCUAUUUGUCCCGCCCCCCUCCACUGCAAUUGGACGACUGACUGAAAAGUGACAUUGAUGAGCUCAGCUAACCAUUUUUCAACUCUCGCUGGCAUUUUUUAAAAGCGCAGCGCUUCCACUGGACACAA
Molecule: messenger RNA, 9349 nt
Organism: Misgurnus anguillicaudatus (oriental weatherfish)
Lineage: Eukaryota; Metazoa; Chordata; Actinopteri; Cypriniformes; Cobitidae
Source: RefSeq, a predicted model, not a curated record